Molecule: messenger RNA, 8182 nt
Organism: Hipposideros armiger (great roundleaf bat)
Lineage: Eukaryota; Metazoa; Chordata; Mammalia; Chiroptera; Hipposideridae
Gene: CEP295
Product: centrosomal protein 295
Exons: 29
Coding region: 735-8165 (2476 amino acids)
Biological process (GO): regulation of centriole replication
Cellular component (GO): centrosome; cytosol; centriole
Source: RefSeq, a predicted model, not a curated record
GCCCGGGAGCUGGGAGUGUGCUCGGAAGCAAGGGGACGUCGAAAAGUUGCGGCUCCGCGAACGCAGCACGGCCCGCAGGUCUCAGGCCUGGGCGGACCGCGGGCCCUGGCUCGGCUUUAAGGAGCUCCGGGGCAGGAGACACGGCCCGACCCAGACCCAGACUCGCCCGCGCCGCGCUACAGUCUACGUGGGGCCUUCACGCGUGUGGCUUUGCACGCUCUUCCGGGGUCGGGUCGCGCGGGACCCCUGAGCUUCCAAGUCGGGGGCAGCCGGGGGGCCUCCGCUGUUGCUGCUGAAAACUAACAAAUCGGUGUGGCCUUCCCACCCUUCCCCCGAGGUCCCUCGCGGAUGUGGCCUGAAACCUGGUAGCCAUUUAAAAGACGGAAUCGUUUGAUGCGGAGACAUUGCUCUUUUUUGGUGUCUUUCGCCUUUAAUUUUUCGGGCAUUAAGUCCCAAACUGAGCUUUUAAAACAAUGGGGAACGUUUGAGUUUUUACAUAGAAAGCAUUUGGCAGAUUCACAUUCAGUAAGUGACAUCGUCAUUAGAACCUGUCGGUUCUUUCCGGUUCUUCAAGCCCCACUCACAAAAAAUACCAGCCUAAACAAAAUUCGUCAUUUUCAUGUUUUAGCAAGUCAGAAAGUUAGGAGCCAUGUUGAAUAAGGAAGCCAGAUUCUUCCCUUGGCUCUGCCAGUAAAUAUUGUCACUUAGAACCUUUAUAUGUAAAGAACACAGAAAUGAAACGAAAGGUAAUAAAUGCUGGCAAGCUGAGGUUGAGUCCCAAUGAGGAAGCCUUCAUUUUAAAAGAGGAUUAUGAAAGAAGACGAAAACUAAGAUUGCUACAGGUUCGAGAACAAGAAAGGGAUAUUGCUUUACAGAUAAGAGAAGAUAUAAAACAGAGGAGAAAUCAGCAAUUUAUUCGUUUGGCAGAGGCGCUAAGGGCAGAAUGGGAAGAAUCACAAACUCAGAAAAUAAAGAACUUGGAAAAACUCUAUUUGGCAAGUUUAAGAAAUAUGGGAGAGGGACAUCAACAAGCCAAAGAAAAUGAACCUGACUUGAAUGCUCUGGCACAGCGGGCAGCAGAAAGAAGAAGAAAAGCAGAAAUGAGGCAUAAAGAAGCCCUGAAAACACAGAAAAAUCAAAAAGAAAUAUUAAUGAGACAAAAAACCUGGCAUAUAAAAGCUCGAAAGGAAGCACUGCUUGUGGAAAAAGAGAGAUCUGCCAAAAUUACAAGUCAGCCACCUCCUCCUCCAACCCUUUUUGAGAACAUCGAAGUAAAGAGAAUUUCUAAUAUGAAAACAAAUAGUUCUACCUACCAUCAUCUUAAUACUUUCGUGAACAGAGAGGUAGACACAAAGCAGCCAGAUCCUCAUUUGGCUGCUGAGGAAGAAGCUAAAAGAUUGGAAGAACUACAAAAGCAAGCAGCAAAAGAGAGAAUGGAACGGAAUGAAAAGGCACAUGUACGGGGUUUCCAAGCAAUGAAAAAGAUUCAUUUGGCUCAAAAUCAAGAGAAACUAAUGAAAGAACUCAAACAGCUACAACAAGAGGACCUGGCACGUAGGAGACAGACUGUAGCAAGAAUGCCACCACAACUACUCGAACUUCCAUACAAACGUAAUGAAAUGAAAGAAGAUUGGCAGAGAGAACUAGAAUUUGCCUUCGAAGACAUGUACAAUGCAGACAAUAAGGUGAAAGGAAACCUGAUUUUGCACCUUGAACCAGAGCCUUUGCCCACUGGGACUGAUCAGAUCCAAGAUGAAGAACUGGACCUUUCAUUGGAGCACGAAAAUUUAGGCGAAACUGAAAACCUUCCAGCGAAAAUGAGUUUUAGUGAAGCAAACGUUCCCUUGGCAAUGAAGACUCAACAGCUUCCUUCAAAAAUUCUUUUUAAAAAAUUACUAAAUAAGAUCCGAAGCCAAAAAUCUCUCUGGACAAUUAAAUCCAUGUCUGAGGAUGACAGUGAAAUGAUUACGACUGUUACUGAAACCGAGAGUAAAGCACCAACAGUUGAAUCAGAAACAACUACUAUCGAAGAGAGAACAUUUUCUGGGCAGGAGCAAGUUGAAAGUGAUACGCUAACAGUUGAAAGUGAUAUGCUAACAGUUGACUCUGGGCCACUUACUAGUGAAGAUAAACCACUUUCUUUUGAUGUAGACUCUGAAAAGGAACAAGAAAUAAAGGAGACUCAGCCUACCACAGCUGUGGCUCAGAGUUCAGUUCUACUUCAUCCUCAAGAAGAAGCAGUCAGAAUUAGAAUGGCAGCAAGGCAGAAACAGAUAAUGGAAAUAGAAGAGCAGAAGCAAAAACAGUUGGAAUUACUUGAACAAAUUGCACAACAGAAGUUAAGAUUAGAAACUGAUUGCUUCAGGGCUCAGCUAGAAGAAGCAAAAAGACAAAACACUCAACAGACUGGGGUUGGCACUGCUCCAGCAUCAUGCACCAUAAGUACUGAUGAAGAUAGUCAUAGGCGGAUGAUUCGUAACUAUCAGUAUCACCUUUUACAGCAAAACAGGUUUCACAGACAAUCUGUUGAAACAGCCAAGAAACUAUUACUUGACUAUCAGACUAUAUUAAAAGGGAAGUACCCAUCCACGUCAGCUACAUCAUUAAUACCGAAUUCUAUUAUAUCAGCUCCACCACAGAAAUCUGAAAGGCCCACCAUUAUACCAGACCAUUGGGAUCAAGGUCAGAGACCCAUGUUGAGUCCUAACAAAUACCUACCUGUGCAGCCCAUCCAGAUGCCCAAAUUAGAACAAGAUUAUUUUCAACUUCCAAGACAAAAUCGCGUUCCACAAAGACUGGUUGAAAUAACAGAAACAGACGUUUUAGCCAAGCAAUGUUUGGAACCACAAGAACAGCCAAAGCAGUUUUCACAGACUGAAACACAACAGAGAGACUGUAAACCGGUCCCUAAAGAAUCUCCUGUACUUUCAAGGACUUUGUCAGAUGGCAGGCCACUAAUAUUACAGCAUGCUAGUGAAAUCGCUGAAACAUCUAGGGCAACAACUUUUCAAAUUUUAGGCUCCCAGCAAAUAUUGUCAGAGAACAAUGAAAAUACAUCUUCUAAGCUAGCCAAACCUUCUUCAUUCCUACCACUGGUAGCUGACCAUCCUUUUAGUUCUCUGCCUUCCAAAGUUGAAUCUGGAAAAAUCCAGGAACACUUUUCAACCAUGAGCAAGAGUGCAGUUUCUGUAAGCCAUUCUCUAAUCAGCCAAAUGCAGGAUAAGUCUUUGCCACCCUCAGAGAAUAUCACAGCUCAGCAAGGUCAUCUAAAGGCUCUCCAAGAACAGUUAGACCUACAGAAAGAAGUUCUUCAGUUAAGACAGGAAGCUCAGGAACAGUUGCUUUUGUGCAAACAGAAAGAAUUGGAAAGACAAACUGGCGUCUCUGUAUUCCUGCCAUCGGUACCUCUGGAUUUGUUUACUUCACUGCCGUCUGCCAAAGCUGAAUCAGGGAGAACCCGGGAAUCUGCUCCAACCAGGAAUGAUACUGCAGUUUCCUCGGGCCAUCCUGAGGUCCCCCAACUUCAGGAUAGGCUUCUGAGUUUUUCACAGCCUGUCUUAUCACAGCAAGAUAAUUUUAAAUUUCUUCAACAAUUAAAUAUUCAGAGGGACAGCCUUCAGGCUAGGCGAGAAGCCCAGGAAGUAUUAUGUGUGAAUAAACAGGGUGAACUGGAUGACAGAGUAUGGUCUGACCAUACUGUGCCCCCUUCUCUUUCACCUCAGGUAACUCAGCAUGCAUUUACUUCACUAAUUUCUGCUGGUACUCAGUCUGGAAAAAUCCAGGAGCAGUAUUCAUCAAAGAGUGAUGAAGGCCUUCUUUCAAGCCAACCUGAAAUCCCAAAAUCUCAGGAUGGCUCUUCGAGUUUCCUACAGCAGUUCCUACCUUUACAUAAUAGUUUGAAGUUGCUGCAAGAGCAGCUGACUGCACAGAGGGAUGCUCUUCAGGCUAGACAUGAAGCCCAGGCAGAAUUACUUUUACAUAAACAGAGGGAUUUGACGGACAGUAAGUCUGGGCACACGAGUUGUUCAUUCCCACCAGUGGUGGCUCAACAUUCAGUUGCUUUGCAAGCUUAUGCUAAAACUGAGCCUAGAUUUCAAAACCUGUAUUUGUCUGAGAAAGAGAGUACAGUUCCCUCAAGUCACUUGAUAAUCCCAACAUUUCAGGAUGAGUCUCUCAGUUUUCCACAGCAUAACCUGCUGCAGCAAGAAAAUUUGACAACACUCCAAGAACAGUCUAACAUACAGAGGGUAAUAUGUGGUGCUAAACAAGAAACUCAGGAAUUUGUAUACCAACAAAGUGAAUUAGAAAAAGGAGUUUAUGAACAGACGGGCAUCUCUUUAUCCCUACCCCAGGAAGGUGAAUCUGAAAGAUGCAAGGAAUUGAUGUCAAUCAAGAGCGACAGUACAGUUUUCGUAAGCCAUCCAAAGAGCCCAAGAUUUCAGGAAAGAGUGCUGAGAUUUUCACAACAAGGUAAUUUGGAGGGACACCAGCAAUGGCCAGUUGCAGAGGAGGAGGCCCUUCAUUGUAGCCAAAUAACCCAAGGAAAUAUAUCUUCUGAACAAACUGGUUCCUCCUCCUUCAUACCCCGGUUAGGACCACUUUCAUUUACUUCCUUACCUUCUCCUGAACCUGGUACAACCCAGGAACCUCUUUCAACAGAGAGUGAUGGUAAAAUUCCUUCAAGCCGUAUUCACAUCCCACAAUUGCAGGAUAGGCUUUUGAGGAUAUCACAACUUAUCCAGCCUCGACAAGAUAACUUGAAUGCACUUCAAGAACAGUUAGCUACACAGAGGGAAGCCAUUGUUCAAUCUAGACAAGAAGCUCGGGAAGAAUUACUGUUACAUAAGCAGAGGGAGUGGAAGGAAGGAAUAUCUCCCGAGCAUGUUGGCACCUCUUCCUUCUUACCCCUAAGUGUGCAGCACUCAUUUGCUUCAUUACCUCUUACUGAAUCGGAUAGAAUCCAAGAACCUUUCCCAACUAAGAGCGAUAAUACGGCCCCCACAAGUCAUUCUGAGGUACCAAGAUUGCCUGAUAGGCUUUUGGGUUUAUCACAGCCUGUUUUACCUCAACAAGAUACAUUGCCCAGACAAAAUAAAUUUGAGGAAAAGUUAUCUUCAGAGGAUUUUAUCCAACCUCAUCAUGGUGAUUUGAAGGUAUUUCAACAGCAGUUAGACAUACAAAGGAAAACCAUUCUAUUUAGACAGAAAGCCCAAGAAGAAUCGCUUUUGCAAAGACUAAAUAAAUUGGAGAAAAGGGUAUUGUCUGAGCCACCUAGCUCCUCUUCAUCCUUAUUCCAGGGAGCACUGCCUGUUGCUGACCCUGAAAGAAUCCAAAAACCUUUCCCAACAAGAAGUAACAAUACUGUUCCCUCGAGUCAUCCUGAAAUCACCAAAUCACAGGAUAGGCUUUUGAGUUUAUCACAGCUGCCCCAGCAAGAUCAUCUGACAGCACAAUUGGACUUUCAAAGGGAAGUGGUACAUUCAAGUGAGAAGGUCCAGGAAGAACUGCUUCUAAACAAAAAAAUUAAGUUGAUCGAAAGUGAAUCUUCUGAGCACGCUAUUCCCUUUAUUCCACCCAAGGAAAGAGAGCGUUUCUUUAUUCCACUACCUUUUGCUGAAGUUAAAUCUAAAGACAUUUGUGAACUGGAUCCAUUCAAGAAUGAACAUAUAGCUCCUUCAAGUGAUUCUGUGACCCCAAAAUUUCAAGGUAGACUUUUGAGUUUUUCACAGCCUAUCUUAGCUCAACAAGAUAACUUGGGAUUUCAGAAGCAAUUGGAUCUACAAAAAGAAGUCCUGUAUUAUAGCCAAAAAGCCCAGGAGGAACUGCUAGCACAGAGACAAACAGCACUGCAACAGCAGAUACAGCAACACCAAGAGAUUUGGAAGGAUUUAUUUAAAGACAGUCAGACAAGGAAGCCCACACUUGAAAAUUAUUUAAAGACCCAGAUGCUCAGGGAACAGCUUCCUCAUCUCCAAGACCAAGCAAGAGAGGAUCCUGCAAAUGAUAAUCAGCUACUUUCAGAAGAUAGUAGUAAGAUAAGUGGUGAGCAUCUGAACAAAGAACUGGGUUCGAGAGCCUCAAAGCCACCGGUAGCAAAAGUUAAAUGUGGAUUGGACUUGAACCAACAUGAACUUAGUGCUAUACAAGAGGUGGACUCACCAGCAAGUGGCAGACCUUCUAUACUAGGUAAACCAGAUUUUUAUCAAGACAGAGACCCCCUGAGGGUUUCUAUAAGUCGAGAACAAAGUUUCCUUAGGACCCCACUGGACCAUGGUCCUUUUGGUCAUCCCCUCCCGAUUGCCCAGAAUGUCUGUGGUGAUGACUCUGAUGAAGCAGUCAAGGUCAAGGAGGCUAUGGUUGAGAAUCAUGCAGUAUUAAGUUACACUGUGGAGGAAGGACGUACAUAUCCGAGUCCAGCUGUGGAGCCAAACAAGGCUGAAACACAAGAGAUUUAUCAUGAGCCAGUAUCUUCAAUAACUAUUUCUACUGGGAGCUUAAGUUAUGAAAACACAGAUUUGAGCUUUACAGAUCCAGCUGACCUUGACUUUCCAGAAUUGGAACACAGUUUUCCAAACUUUCAUCAUCAGCUGUUUAAACCCUUAGAACCACAUCCAGAUUUUGAUUGCUCAUCAGUAUCCUCUGGGAUUUCUCAGGAAUGCAGAGACUUUUACCAGAGCUCAGACUCUUCAUGUGAAAGCCAUCAUGCACCUAUAUCAUCCAAAAGCACAGCUUCUUUUAUAGCACUAAGGAGGACCAGCCUGCGUUCUCCUAACACAAGCCUCAAUCAGCAACCUGACCCUAAGGUGGCUCAAACUGCAGCUCAGAGUUUUGCCACAGGAAGCAUUGUUGAGGGAUCUGAACAAUCUUUUCAACAACUUCUGCCAGAAUUUUCUUCACAGGAGGGAAGCCAGCAUGCUGAUCUACCAAGUAUUUUUAGCAUUGAAGCAAGAGCAUCUUCCCAAGGCAUGGAAAAUCAGAACUACGCCCCUGAACAGACUGAAAUGUUACAAAAUAAGAAAAAAAGUGUUCAUUUUCAGCUCUCUGUAGGAAAUCUGCAAAGCUCAGUCUUGAGUUCAUCUGGUGAAGCUAAUGUGUUUCAUCAGUUAAAUCUACAGCAUAGCACUCCGUGUGGUUCCACCUCUAGUGAAUGCUCAGAGAAAGACCAACUAGAAGGCAGGAAGGAAAGACUGGCCUCUGAAGAACUAUCAGAAAGGGGGGUUGAUACAGUGCUACCAAGUCAAGGACUUGCUGAAGAUGAUGAAAAUGGAAACCGGGGGGUUUUAAAUAUAAAUCCACACAUACAGGAAAUUGGCUCACAAUUAUGUGUAGGAACAGUGGAAAUGGGAACUUCAACUCAGACACCAUAUUCAUUAACUCCCCAGAAUGAAAAAUAUUUUGAGAACUCAACUAAAACAGAAACUCCAAAAACCAUACGAAAUCAGUCUCAGCUAUCACAGUCAGAGCUGUUUUUAAGUUCUGGAUCGUUUUCACUACAGAGCUCCAUUCCAGUCUGGGAGACAGAGUCUGGCCAUGGUAUAAUGGAAGAACCAGAACUCACAUUAGUAAGCACCAGUGAUAUCAGUAUUGCUGAAAUGGAUUUUGCAAACUUAACCCUUGAAGAAAAGAGAGACAAUGAAGCAACAAGCUUUCAGGUGAGUGAAUUUAUGCCUCUCGCACCAGAAACUGAAACCUCAGAUUUUUCAGCUGUAUCAGAGCAUUCUGUGGAGCAGCAGACUACAUUAUCUACAGAAACCCUUCCCAAGUUUAUACCUGUACCAGGGAGCUUACAAGAAGCAUUUGUAAAGAGAAAAAAAUCGUUUAUAGAGAGAUCCUCCCAGAGACAGAAAGAAAUAAGGAGUAAAAUUCGUGUUUCUGAAAAUUCUCAAAGCAAAAUAAUUAAGGGGAAGUCUUCUACAGGUUCAUCUGUGAGUUGCCUAAAAGGUGUGAACAGAGUGUCCCUUCCUGAAGACAGAAAGACUGCACAAGCCCUCAUGCGCCAAAGGGCACUCAGGUUAUAUAAUCAAUUAGCUGAAGUAAAACAGCAAAAGGAAGAGAAAGCAAAGCAAGAAGCUUAUGCCCAAAACAGAGCAAGGGCAAAAGAAUUUCACAAGGUGAGCAGGGUUCCCUUACAAUUUUCCUUAUCAAAGGCACAACAUAACUGUUAACUGGUCAAUCCUGUUUU